Molecule: messenger RNA, 1689 nt
Organism: Aspergillus calidoustus
Lineage: Eukaryota; Fungi; Ascomycota; Eurotiomycetes; Eurotiales; Aspergillaceae
Source: the annotation of a GenBank genome assembly
AUGGGUUACGACAACAAGGACGACGGGAUCACCGUCGCGCCAAACACCCCCGCAUACGAUGUCGGCGUCGCGGAAAAGGGCGUCCUCGAGGCCCCUCAGGAGAAUGAGCUGCAUCGCGCUCUCAAAGCCCGUCACAUUACCAUGAUUGCCAUCGGUGGUGCGAUCGGCACUGGUCUAAUCAUCGGAACUGGAUCUGCUUUGGAAAAGGCUGGUCCUGGCUCGAUCCUCAUUUCCUACGCCUUUAUGGGUUUCAUUGUCUACCUCGUCAUGUGUGGUCUCGGAGAGAUGGCCACUUGGUUGCCCCGUUCUUCUGGUUUCACUGGUUACGCCGUCCGCUUUUGCGAUCCUGCCCUGGGUUUCGCGCUGGGUUACACAUACUGGUUCAAAUACAUUAUCGUCACACCGAAUCAAUUAACAGCAGGCGCACUGGUCAUACAAUACUGGCUGCCGGCCGAUAAGGUGAAUCCGGGCGUGUGGAUCACAGUAUUCCUCGUCCUGAUCGUCUUCAUCAAUUAUUUCGGUGUUGGAUUCUUCGGUGAAUUCGAAUUCUGGCUCUCCUCCUUCAAAGUUGUCGUUAUUGUCGGCUUGAUCCUGCUCUCCUUCAUCCUCAUGCUGGGAGGCGGCCCCGACGACGACCGCAAGGGUUUCCGCUACUGGAAGGAACCCGGCGCCUUCAACACCUACAUUGAUGACGGGGCAGCUGGACGCUUCUACGCCUUUUGGGCGACCAUGGUCUCCGCCACUUUCGCCUAUCUCGGCACCGAGCUGGUUGGUGUGACUGUUGGCGAGGCCCAGAACCCUCGCAAGACGAUCCCGCGCGCCAUCAAGCUGACCUUUUACCGUAUCCUCUUCUUCUACGUCAUCAGUGUCCUCCUCGUCGGUACUCUGGUUCCCUACGACUCUCCAGAGCUCGCCGAGGCGAACGACGCCAGCACCUCCUCCGCCGCCUCCCCCUUCGUCCUCGCCAUCUCCCUCGCGGGCAUCCCUGUCCUGCCUCACAUCCUCAACGCCUGCAUCCUCCUCUUCGUCUUCUCCGCAGCCAACUCUGACCUCUACAUUGCCACCCGAACCAUCUUUGGCCUCGCAAAGGAAGGCAAAGCCCCCAAGAUCCUCGCCACAACCGACCGCCGCGGUGUCCCCUACGUCGCGCUGGCUCUCUGCUCCCUAAUCGCCUGCAUCGCCUACAUGAACGUCUCGAGCAGCUCCAAGACCGUCUUCAAGUACUUUGUCGACCUCGUCACCAUCUUCGGCCUGCUUAGCUGGAUCUCCCUCCUCGUAACGCACAUCUGCUUCGUCAAGGCGCGGCAAGCGCAGCAGGUCCCCAAGAGCGAACUCGCGUACACUGCCCCCUUCGGCGUGUGGGGCUCUUACUUUGCUCUCUUCUGGUGCAUCGUCGUCGCCUUUACCAAGAGCUUCGAUGUCUUUACCGGUGGCGAAUUCAAGUACAAGACCUUCAUCACAUCGUACCUGGGCAUCCCGCUGUACCUGAUUCUCAUUUUCGGGUACAAGUUCACCAUGAAGUCGAAGCGAGUCCUUCCCCAUGAAGCCGAUCUGUACACGGACAAGGACGCCAUUGAUCGCGAGGAGGCGGCAUAUCUCGCGCAGCAGGAGGCGAAGAGGGCUGCUCAGAGCCAGAAUAAGGGCAAGCUGGGGUGGUUCUAUAAGACGUUUGUCUCGUGGCUGUUUUAG